CCCCGCGCCAGCGCAUGCGCCCGCCUGUGGGCGCUGUCCGGGCUGCGAAGGCGGGCGAGCGCACCGACAGACGGACGGACCGACGGACCGGCGGCCGGUCGGACAGACUGGGCAGCGCAGGGAGCGGGGACGCGGCGGGACAGCGACAUGGCCGGCCACACGCAGCAGCCGAGUGGGCGCGGGAACCCCCGCCCUGCACCCUCGCCUUCCCCCGGCCCCGGCGCCUCGGAGCGGGUGGCGCUCAAGAAGGAGAUCGGGCUGGUGAGCGCCUGCACCAUCAUCAUCGGAAACAUCAUCGGCUCGGGCAUCUUCAUCUCCCCCAAGGGGGUCCUGGAGCACUCGGGCUCUGUGGGUCUGGCCCUCUUCGUCUGGGUCCUGGGUGGAGGUGUCACUGCCCUGGGCUCCCUCUGCUACGCGGAGCUGGGAGUCGCCAUCCCCAAGUCUGGCGGGGACUACGCCUAUGUCACCGAGAUCUUCGGGGGCCUGGCUGGCUUCCUGCUGCUCUGGAGUGCGGUCCUCAUCAUGUACCCAACCAGCCUGGCUGUCAUCUCCAUGACCUUCUCGAACUACGUGCUGCAGCCCGUGUUCCCCAACUGCAUCCCCCCAGCCACCGCCUCCCGCGCACUCUCCAUGGCCUGCCUGAUGCUCCUGACAUGGGUGAACAGCUCCAGCGUGCGCUGGGCCACGUGCAUCCAGGACAUCUUCACCGGCGGGAAGCUACUGGCCCUGUCCCUCAUCAUUGGCGUGGGCUUCGUCCAGAUCUUCCAAGGACACUUCGAGGAGCUGAGGCCCAGCAAUGCCUUUGACUUCUGGAUGACACCCUCCGUGGGUCACCUGGCCCUGGCCUUCCUCCAGGGCUCCUUUGCCUUCAGCGGCUGGAACUUCCUCAACUAUGUCACUGAGGAGCUGGUCGACCCUCGAAAGAACCUACCUCGUGCCAUUGUCAUCUCCAUCCCGCUGGUGACCUUUGUGUACACCUUCACCAACAUCGCCUACUUCACUGCCAUGUCCCCCCGGGAGCUGCUGGCCUCUAACGCGGUGGCCGUGACCUUCGGGGAGAAGCUGCUGGGCUACUUUUCUUGGGUCAUGCCCGUCUCCGUGGCACUUUCCACUUUUGGAGGGAUCAAUGGCUACCUGUUCACCUCCUCCAGACUGUGCUUCUCUGGGGCCCGAGAGGGGCACCUGCCCAGCCUGCUGGCCAUGAUCCAUGUCAGACGCUGCACCCCGAUCCCCGCCCUGCUUGUCUGUUGCGGGGCCACAGCGGUCAUCAUGCUUGUGGGAGACACGUACACGCUCAUCAACUACGUGUCCUUCAUCAACUACCUCUGCUACGGCGUCACCAUCCUGGGCCUGCUCGUGCUGCGCUGGAGGCGGCCGGCGCUCCACAGGCCCAUCAAGGUGAACCUCCUGGUUCCUGUGGCGUACUUGGUUUUCUGGGCAUUCCUGCUGGUCUUCAGCUUCAUCUCGGAGCCCAUGGUGUGUGGGGUCGGCGUGAUCAUCAUCCUCACAGGGGUGCCUGUUUUCUUCCUGGGGGUGUUCUGGAGAAGCAAACCAAAGUGUGUGCACAGACUCACAGAGUCCAUGACACGCUGGGGCCAGGAGCUGUGUUUCGUGGUCUACCCCCAGGGUGCCCCUGAGGAGGAGGAGAAUGGCCCCUGCCCGCUGCCUGCCACGGACAAGCCCUUGAAAACACAGUGAGAUAUUCGUGGAGGCUGAAGCAGCUGUUUCUGUUUACAUGUUGUUUAUUGAGGAGGUGUUUUUGCAAAAUAAGUUUUAGGUUUUUUUGUUUUGUUUUGUCCUGGGAAAAAAAAGAGAUCUGACUCUUGGAGGCCUUGACCAAGGGAGCCCUGCAGAUGUGGCCUGGGCUCCCCGGUCAGCACUGCCCCACUGGCUUUUCCUGAAAAGGUCUAUGAAUAAAACAGGGCUGG
This is a messenger RNA of Odobenus rosmarus divergens (Pacific walrus), 1928 nucleotides long. It is a transcript of the gene SLC7A10, whose product is annotated as solute carrier family 7 (neutral amino acid transporter light chain, asc system), member 10. The transcript has 11 exons. Lineage: Eukaryota; Metazoa; Chordata; Mammalia; Carnivora; Odobenidae. Gene Ontology annotation, molecular function: L-amino acid transmembrane transporter activity; neutral L-amino acid transmembrane transporter activity. Gene Ontology annotation, biological process: D-serine transmembrane transport; D-alanine transmembrane transport; amino acid transmembrane transport. Gene Ontology annotation, cellular component: membrane. The record is from RefSeq and is a predicted model, not a curated record. The coding region runs from base 148 to 1698 and encodes 516 amino acids.